Messenger RNA from Syngnathus acus (greater pipefish), 3801 nucleotides. RefSeq names its product oxysterol-binding protein-related protein 6-like. Gene Ontology annotation, molecular function: cholesterol binding. The coding region runs from base 254 to 2998 and encodes 914 amino acids. NCBI's taxonomy places the organism in Eukaryota, Metazoa, Chordata, Actinopteri, Syngnathiformes, Syngnathidae. The record is from RefSeq and is a predicted model, not a curated record. Gene Ontology annotation, cellular component: plasma membrane; cytosol; intracellular membrane-bounded organelle. The transcript has 23 exons.
AGUACAGACUCACUCGGGCGUGGCUUUGUUCUCUAUUGCAUUAAGGAGACUUGUCAGAGGACUAUGUUGUAGAAAAGCUCAUGGACGUAUUGCUUUUCUGAUUUUUGUGAGCUUCAUUUAUCCGGGAGAAAAGCUGAAGGUAUUUUGUUUGGACUGUUUGGAGUACAGAUCUUCACACAGAGUAAAGCAGUUCCGUUUACUGUGCAGUGACACACAGCCAGUCCUCAGUCCUGUCACGCUUGACAGUGCACCAAUGGACCCCCAGCUGUGCCCACCCUCGCUUAGUAGCAACCAUUCAUUGAUAUCAGGCCUUGACAAAUCCCCAGCCAGUGUAUAUAAACGCGGCCACUCCAGGAGCAGCAGCACUGGCUCCUCCAAACAUUCAAAACAGUCUCGUAAUUGGGAAGUGAUGGAAGACUUGCAACAACUAGACCAGAGUUCUGUUCCUGGCUCUUCUAUGGAUCUCAGUAUUCCUGGAAUAUGUGAGGGCUUUUUGAUGAAGAGGAGGAAAUACCCUCUGAAGGGUUGGCACAAGAGGUACUUCAUGUUGGAAAAGGGAAACCUGAAGUAUUCAAAGACACAGCAAGAUAUUCUAAGAGGAAAACUUCAUGGCUCUAUGGAUGUUAGUGUUGCAGUUAUGUCCAUUAAUAAAAAGUCUAAACGUAUAGACUUAGAUGCUGGAGACAAUCUCUACCACUUGAUGGCCAAGAGCCAUGAGCUAUUUUACAUUUGGGUGACAAAGUUGUGUGCCCAUCGUGGAUUUCGAAAGAACGAGGCUAUGAGCGUCCAACGUGGAGUGCUUCACGCAAUCUCUCUUGGCCACAGUUCUUUGCCAAUUAUAAACAAUCAGGCCCAGAGAAAAAGAACCUCGUUGCCCAUCUUUGCCAACUCUGCCAGCUCUGCCAUCUCGGCACCAGUGUUCCAACCAGAAACGGAAAUGCCCAUCCCAACUGUUGCCUCCCAUUCAGGCGUGACCAACAAGGUAUCAGCCUGGCUACAGCAGACCAAUGACACUGAUGCAACAUCCAAAGAAUUGACUCGUUGCCAGACAGAUGUGACAGAACUGGCCUUGCUCAUUCAGCGACUCCAUUGCCUCGAAGGAGGCUUUCCAAUCACAGACACAGAUCUGGAGAAGCGCAUCAGCAUGCAGAAUCUGUCCUUAGAGAAACCAAAGAAGAAGACUGGAAAACCGUUUGGUCACUCCAGGACUUUGUCCCGUGUGGAAGCUAUGGGAGGAGUUUUCACUUCCAGCCACCUUUCUAACGACUUCAGGUCUGUUCAAUCCAUACCGGACUACGUCUACUCGCAGUUGUCUAAUCCUCAAGUCACCUCACCAGAAGCCAAGAAACUCCAUCAGGACAUCUGCAUAGUGUCACAGAGGGUUUUUACCUCUCUCAAGUCUGUUCAUCAAGUUUUGACCUUGGAGAGGGAACGACUGAGACAGGCCCGGACUGGCCCAGGUCGGAGCCAGAACCCCUCAGCUUCACUGUACAGCACAAUGUCAGAGUAUGACGCGCAGUCUCAUUCGGCCAAAGUCCGAUCACUUUCCUUGUCCUCGGAAUCUACUGAGGAAUCCUUCUGCACUGUCCAAGCAGACCAGAGAACGCCAUCUUUUAGUCACAGUCAACGUGCACCCUCUGUGGCUGAUUCCAUGGCAGAGUAUUUUGAUGCCAGUGACGUGAUUUUUUGUGAAACCUCCUCCGAAGCAGAGUGUUCUGAUGAAUCUGGUUUGAGUGACAUCACCACCACAAGCACAUCUGAGCCCGAUGAAGGACACUCCAGUGCCAACCUCAAAUACAGAGCCAGUCUAAAGAAUGCAACUGACAAACCCACCCCGGUGUCUGACACAGGUCGCCGCACUUGUUUGCCAGCUCCAGGAACGGACAACAGCCACAUUGGCAUCAUGAGCAUCCUCUACAACAACAUUGGCAAAGAUCUUUCAAGGGUUUCCAUGCCUGUGGCUCUCAAUGAACCUCUGUCUUUGCUGCAGAGAGUGUCAGAAGAGCUGGAGUACUCUGAGUUGCUUGACAUUGCUAAUCAUACUGAUGAUCCAUAUGAGCGUAUGGUUUACAUUGCAGCAUUUUCAAUUUCUGGAUAUGCAUGGGCAUCAUGGAGGUAUCGCAACAAACCCUUCAAUCCUGUUCUUGGAGAAACAUACGAGAAUCACAGAGAAGACAGAGGCUUCCGCUAUGUCAGCGAGCAGGUGAGCCAUCAUCCUCCCAUCGCUGCCUGCCACGCCGAGUCUCAAAACUUCACCUUCUGGCAAGAUCAAAGAUGGAAGAACAAGUUUUGGGGGAAGUCGGUGGAGAUCCUCUCGAGUGGACCUGUCAAUGUUACCUUACCCAGGUAUGGUGAUCAUUAUGAAUGGAACAAGGCAGUUACUUGCAUUCACAAUGUGCUGAGUCAGCAACGCUGGUUGGAGCACUACGGUGAGGUGGUCAUCAGAAACAAAAAGAGCGAUGCCUGCACCUGCAAGAUAACGUUUGUCAAGUCUCAGUACUGGACCUCCGACAGCAGUAAAAAUGGGGUUCAGGGUGUGGUUCUAGACCGGGCCGGAGAGGUCGUGCAUCGUUUUGGAGGAUUUUGGCACGAGGGCAUCUUCUGUGAGACGCUAUCGACCCCAAAGUGCAUUUGGAAGCCAAAUGUACAGCCUGAUGACCACUUCCAGUUCUACGGGUUCUCACGCUAUGCCAGAGAGCUAAAUGAACUCACACCUGAGCUGAAAGCUGUCCUUCCACCAACAGACACUCGUUUCAGACCAGACCAGAGGCUCCUAGAGGAGGGAAAGGUAGCAGAGGCGGAUAAAAAGAAGGACGAGGUGGAGGAGAAACAAAGGGAGAGGAGGAAGGAGAUGGCCAAGCAAGGGAAGCAGCACAUCCCAAGGUUCUUCAGGAAAGAAACCAAGGAUAAGAACGAAGUGUGGCUAUACAACGGAAACUACUGGGAUCUCCGCAAAGAACCAGGGUUUGCUAAUACUGAGAACCUAGACCUGUGGUAGGAUCAAUGCUUUGCUCUCAGUUCUCUAAAAUGAAUGAAAUUCACCCCCCCCCCCUUUUUUUUUUUUGUACAAAUACACCCACCUAGCACGUACAUAAAUAUAUUCCAGAAUGCGGCUACUGUCGGAAUGGAAAGGCUGAGGAAGUUUGAAAGCAUUCAUGAACCUCUGAUUUUUGUUUAUUUGUUUUUGGACCACAGGGGUGAAAUGCCAUCUGUAACAAAUGAUGACAUUUUUAUUUGUCAGAUGUUUUGACCCCAUCGUAUUGCCUACCUCCAUAGAUAAGCACUGAAUAUUCCUUGAUUUAAAAGUUGACCUUUCCUAUCAUUUAAUAGUGUGGGUGAACAAUCCCUGGGUAAAAAUGUUCAUAUUUUCCAUGUUUUAAGAGAGCAACAAAAAUAUUUAUAUUUAAUUGUAGAACAUCUUUAAAAGCAAAAAUCAUAUUUCUUGUCAUUUUUAGGCGUGAUAGAUGUGUGGGGAUGAUUUACACGUGGAUUAGGGCUGUCCUGUUUUUUGGUGCACACUAAACCUCGUCACAAAGGUCCUUUGUAAAUGUAGCACGAUUCCUUGCCGUUGCUCACGUCAAAGAUGAAUGUCCAAUUUGAUUUGAGAAUAUAAUCGAUGAGACUUUCAGAUUUUCACUUGAUAAAGUUACAUGCCAGAGUAUUUUAAAUUGACAUUUCAGUCAUAGCUUGUGAAGGAAAAUACUGUUAAGUUACAUUUUCCUCCAACUGUUAAGCUUGCAAUAGAAUAUUUGAUAAUCAGCUGUUUAACUUUUUGAUUUUUAAUAAAUUAAAUGAAUCUAC